AAUGAAUCGCCCCUCGGGUGGGGUGCUAGUGCGCCUGCUCCCCGGGUGAUAACACGUGUUUCCUGACCAUGCGUCUUCCAGAAUACGCAGACGUACGCAGCGCUUCAAUAAUGGCGGCCGAUGGAGGGUUUUCGUCGCAGAUGCUACCCUGCGUUUUCUCCCCAAAAUCACAUCAAUACUUGGCACUGUGUGCACAGGAUGGUCGACUCCGUAUUUGGAACACAGACAGCAAAACCCUUCACCAGGAAUAUGUGCCUUCUGCCCACUUGAGUGCCACUUGUACCUGCAUAGCUUGGGGACCAUGCCGAACGGCUAAGGAGGGACCUCAGAGGAAAAAGAGGAAAUCGGAGGCAGGACCGCCAGCGGAGACAACAGAUCUGCUGGCACUGGGUACGGCAGCAGGCACCAUCCUCAUCUACAGCACAGUCAAAGGGGCCCUGCAGUGCACAUUGGAUGGGGGUCAUAGUGGGGCAGUGAAUAGCGUGCAGUGGCAUCCAGAGGAGAAUGUGCUCUACAGUGGCUCAGAUGAUGCACACAUUGCGGAGUGGGACCUGCAGACAGGCAAAAUGCGCUGUAAAUGGAAGGCAGAUCGGACAGCAGUGACAAGUUUGUGUGUGAGUCCCAAUGGAAAGCUGCUUCUCUCUGCCGGCAUGACGAUCAAAAUGUGGGACUUGGAAACCAAGGAGGUGUACAGGAAAUUCACAGGUCACUCCACCAUGGUUACGACCCUGUGCUUCGCCACCACACGGCCACCCGAUAGCGAUGGCAUGUACUUCCUCUCUGGGGCAGCUCAUGAUCGACUCCUUAGUGUAUGGCAAGUGCGCUCCGAUAGGAAGGACAAGAACGCCGUGGUGUCCUUCACUCUGACAGACGAGCCGCGGCACAUUGACCUCCUCAAAUCCGACAGCAAGGAAGAGGCUGUGCGGUUAGCUGUGGUAUGCAAGGAUGGACAACUACAUCUAUUUGAGCACUUUCUCAAUGGGCCGUGUAAGAAGCCCCUCUCUCCAGGCUGCUCAGUGCAGGUGUCCAGUGCUGGGGGUAAAUCUGGUGAAGAUGACACACCAGUGCCCGUGCCCCUGUUGGCUGCAUCCCUCAACUCCGACAAGCAGAGCCUGCAGCUAGCAUAUGGCAGCUACCUUCAACCAGUCAUUGAGACAACGCCCGUGAACACAGCAGAAAGACACAUAUGUCUGGUCCGGGACAUACAGACAACAUUGUCCCUCUCCAUAGAUACAGCCAUCUCCAUGGUGAAAACUCCAAUAGUCAAUGAGAAAAAAAGUAAAGUCCUAAUUCCUGGCCUGCCAGGACACCAGGCACCACUGAAAUCAGCCAAACAAAGCAGCCAACCAGAGAAGAGGAAGAAGGGCACCCCGACUGAGAUGACCAUCGAAGAGCGGCUGGAGCAGGUGGAGUUGUCCGCCGCAGGAAAGGGAGGCGAGAAAGGGAUCUCCACCCUUCAGACAGACAGCUACGCUGUGCUGCUGGUCCAGGGACUGGAGAGUAAAGACAAAAACAUCCUCAAUAGAAUAUUCCAGAUUCGUAAGGAAAUGUUGAUCAGGAAUACGGUUUCCCGAGUACCCCUUCCUGCUAUCUUGCCGUUAUUGGAGGAGCUUUCGAUUAAGAUACAAGGACAUCCAAACUCAGCUCACGCGGCAGUUGAUUGGCUAAAGGCUGUAUUGACGCUACACACAUCCUAUCUGUCAUCAUUACCAGAUUUGGUGUCUCAACUUGGAAGGCUGUAUCAUUUAAUUGAAAGCAGAGUGAAGGGGUACCAACAGCUACUGAGGCUCCAUGGCAAACUGUACUUGUUAAUGACCCAGGUGGCUACAAGCAGCAGUGGACAUAAUGUAAAUGAGCUGGACCACACAGCCAAGCUUGUGUAUGAGGAAGAGUCCUCUGAUGAAGACGAGGCUUCAGGAGAUGAAGGACUGCCUGAGGAUGAAUCAGAGAACUGGGAGGAGGAUGAAGAUGAUGACGGGGAAGAUAUGGACACAAUGGAGGAGAGACAGAAUCAUGCUGACGAGGAAAUGAGGGAGGAUUCUAAAGCAAAUGGGGACGAGUCGGACUUGGAUGCAGAAAAUGAGAGUGAGGAGGAAUGAGUGUUCAAGUGAGCUGAAGAGAGGAAUUAAAAAAGGACCUGCAAGAUUUAUAUAUGCUUUCGUUUAAUUUCCAUGUUUUGAUUUUAUUUUAACAAAACAACAAAAAAAGAGAGUUUUAUAGAAUUUCAAUGAUGGCAUCAGUGGCUGAAGCACCUCCAUCUCAGACAUGUCUUGUGACCUUCUAAUUAUGAUGGAGAAAACACCACUCUUUGGAACUGAUGCCGCAACCUUGUCCCACAAGACUGUCUUUGACCCUUCUUCCCUCCUCUCCUUACUGCCUGCCCAAACUUUGUCACCUUUUGGGGAUAUGUGGUCAGCUUUCACAUAAACACACAUACAUGGCGUGCUCACACACACACACCUCCCAACAUGUGAAAGGAGUGUGGAUGUGGUUGUCUAUAUGUCCACAUGCAAUCUGUAAAAUUGAUGUGUGCAGCGCAUUUGUAUUGAGUUUCCCUAUGCUUACGACAGUUGAUUUGGGAUUAAAAACAAAUUCUCUGAAACCAUGUUCUGCAACAUCUUUUUCUUUUGUUCUUUUUUCAUGUUUUCCUCCUCGUGGGCUGUUAAUGCUGGACAAGCAAAUGUGUCUCCAUUGAAUGAAAUGUGACGUUCAUUUGGAUGGACUUCUUUGGACAAAUGGAGGGAUUAAUAAUAUUCAAUGAAAAGGUUGAAAAUUCUGUGAAUUAUUGGUUUCUUCAAGUACAUUUGAGGCAAUCCCUGACCAUUGUACAAUUUAAAUAAAAUUCCCUUUGUCCUG
Molecule: messenger RNA, 2856 nt
Organism: Alosa alosa (allis shad)
Lineage: Eukaryota; Metazoa; Chordata; Actinopteri; Clupeiformes; Clupeidae
Gene: wdr43
Product: WD repeat domain 43
Exons: 18
Coding region: 69-2099 (676 amino acids)
Biological process (GO): maturation of SSU-rRNA from tricistronic rRNA transcript (SSU-rRNA, 5.8S rRNA, LSU-rRNA)
Cellular component (GO): nucleolus
Molecular function (GO): protein binding
Source: RefSeq, a predicted model, not a curated record